Messenger RNA from Vanrija pseudolonga, 1487 nucleotides. RefSeq names its product Elongator complex protein 4 (gene elp4). Gene Ontology annotation, biological process: tRNA wobble uridine modification. The transcript has 2 exons. Lineage: Eukaryota; Fungi; Basidiomycota; Tremellomycetes; Trichosporonales; Trichosporonaceae. Gene Ontology annotation, cellular component: cytoplasm; transcription elongation factor complex; elongator holoenzyme complex. The record is from RefSeq and is a predicted model, not a curated record. The coding region runs from base 17 to 1432 and encodes 471 amino acids.
CACACCACCACCACCGAUGCCGUCCUUCACGCGCCGCGUCCCGGCCCAGCGGGCAGCAGCAGGCGCAGCGGGAACGGCAGCAGCCUCACCGACAGCGGCAACGGCGGCGGCUCAAAACCUCGAAGGCACCCGCCCGUCCCCCUCCGCGCCGGGCCUUCGCCUCCUCCCAACCGGCAUCGGCUCGCUCGACGACCUGCUUGGCGGCGGCCUCCCGCUAGGCAACGUGCUCACCCUCCUCUCCCCAGACCCACAUACGGCGUGGGCACGCCUCGUGGCGCGCCACGUUGCCGCCCAGGGCGCGGUCUCGCGCCAGCGGAUCAUCGUACUCGCUGAGCGGGGUGACGCACGCGCGUUCGUCGACGGCCUGCCGUGGGUCGAGGGGCGGGACGAUGCCGGCUCCGAGUCGGAAACUGAGGGCGGCGCCGACGACGGGCGGACAAGGAUCGCGUGGCGGUACGACCGGAUGGCAAAGUUCCAAACUACUGUCGGAAGCAGCAACCUGGCCGCGAACACCACAAUCCCUGCCGACGUGCGCGCACACCUAGAGUCCAAGGGGCAGAUCGUGUAUGUCGACCUACCUGCAGCCGACACCGUCUCUGCGUCGAUCGUCGCGCUCGCUGCGGCGCUCGAUACGCCCUUCGACGGGGUGACUCGCGUGGCGGUUCCAGACCUUGGUGGGAUCGAGUGGGGCCGCCUCUCAAGCACAGAUAUCACCCGGUUCCUUGUCUCGCUGCGUGCACUACUCCGCCCUCGCGCCGCCAGCGCAGUCGUGACGCUUCCCCCACGGCUGAGCCAGAACUCACCGGACAACACGUCGCCAAGUGAAUGGGUGACGAGCCUGGCCUGGUCGUCGGACGCGUGCAUCACCCUCGCGGGCUUCGGCACCGACCCGACCCUCGCGCCGGUCUUCGCCCCCGCGCACGGGCUGCUAACACUGCACUCGUUCCCAACGACGCACCACCUCUUGGCGCCGACGACGCGCCACUCGACGCUGCUCGGCGUCGGCGGCGGCGCCGGCUCGGGCGGUGCAGGCGAGAACAAUCUCGGCUUCAGGCUCAAGCGCAAGCGGUUCGUCAUUGAGACUGUCCAUCUGGGCAUUGAGGGCGGGUCGAGCGAGCGCCGGACGGAACCACCGGCUGUUUCCGGCGUCGUGCGGCCCGAACGCACGCAGGCAAAGGUCGGCGUCGAGGUCGAGACGGACGCCGCCGAGCCCACACCUGCACCUCCGCCCUCGUCGGCUCUUCCCGAGCCUGCGGCAAAACCAAAGAAGGUGCGCGCCAAAGUCCGCUUCGGCGACGAGCCUGAGGCGGCGCCACAGCCUCAUGGACACGCGCAUGGGCACGCGCAUGGGCACUCCCACGCCGGCCAUGGUCACAGCCACAGCGCACGCGUCGAAAUCCGGCAUGACCGCCCGGACCUGUACGAGUUCUAGUCGCGCACGCACCCACGUGCACUCCAUCAUUGUACACUAUGCAUCGCCAUUAUCU